Fulvia fulva is the source of this 2112-nucleotide messenger RNA. RefSeq lists its product as uncharacterized. The transcript is spliced from 3 exons. Gene Ontology annotation, cellular component: endoplasmic reticulum membrane; plasma membrane. Gene Ontology annotation, molecular function: glucosidase activity. Bases 1 to 2112 code for a protein of 703 amino acids. NCBI's taxonomy places the organism in Eukaryota, Fungi, Ascomycota, Dothideomycetes, Mycosphaerellales, Mycosphaerellaceae. The record is from RefSeq and is a predicted model, not a curated record. Gene Ontology annotation, biological process: (1->6)-beta-D-glucan biosynthetic process; fungal-type cell wall organization.
AUGGACAACGACCCAACAUCGCCGCCGCAGAGGCACAACCCGCCGCACAUUCGGAUAAACUCUGGCAGCCAUGACCUCUUACCCAUGGCGAAUGCCUCAGGCGACGCACAAACACGGCCGAUAGUGUCGCGGCAGCAGUCCUCGCGAUCCUUGACACAACCCUGCCGACCGGGCGGCGCCGCCCCCUCAUUGCGCGCUGCUUCAAGCAGCAACUCAGUAUACUCGGCGGCGACGCCUGCAGAGUCGUCCGAGCUGUUACUCCCGCCGUCAAAGAGCAACACGAGGAGGUUUCGAGAUGAAGACAGUCCCAUGCGAUCGCCCUCGCAAAGUGGCUUCAACAGCAGGAGAACGUCUUGGUCGUCGGAGAGUGCGGGUAGCAGAGAUAGCCGUUACGGUGGGCCGUUCGUGUCGCCCUUCGAUGACUCGAGAGCACCGUCGCGAGCAGGCAGCGAUGACGACAAUGUCAAUACACAAACUGUCAGCGAAAAGUACAACAUAUUACCUUCGGCAGGCCUGCUUUUGUUCCCAGAAGAUGUGGAGAAGGAUGACUACUUGCACAAUCCCGAUCCGAACGACAAGGAUGGCAAGCUGAGUUGUGCCGAUUUGUUCAGCAGACGUGGCAUUGUGAACGUGGGAGGUCUGGCAUUGAUUACCAUUGGAAUAUUGAUUCUGUUCAUCGGAUACCCCAUAUUAACAUUCGUUCAAGCGGCGAUAAAUCCUGGAGGAGACUCUUGCACUUCCAAUCCUGACUGCAUUGCUGGUGAUCGAGAUCUGCUCAAGAAUCUGCGGAAAGGGCUCAUUGACCCAGACACACCCGAAAGUGCGAAGACGAGAACUGGAGACAACGGCAAGAAGCAGGUCCUUGCUUUCAGCGACGAGUUCAACGAGGAUGGGCGCACGUUCUACGAUGGUGACGAUCCGUACUUCCAAGGCAUGGACUACUGGUACGGUGUUACUCAAGAUCUCGAAUGGUACGACCCGGAUGCGCUUAUUACCAAAGAUGGAGUGCUCAACUUCCGCUUCGAUGCCUUCCAGAAUCACAAUCUGAACUACCGGUCUGGCAUGCUGCAAUCCUGGAACAAAUUGUGUUUCAAGGGUGGAUAUCUCGAAGCGUCCAUGUCUCUGCCUGGACGUGGUGACACCAUCGGUUUUUGGCCUGGUUUCUGGGCGAUGGGAAACUUGGGAAGGCCAGGAUAUGCAGCGACAACAGAUGGCAUGUGGCCAUACAGCUACCACGACACCUGCGAUCCUGGCAUCACACCCAAUCAGUCAGAUCCAGAUGGUCUGAACUGGCUUCCUGGAAUGCGUUUGCCCGCGUGUACAUGCACAGGAGGAGACCAUCCUUCGCCUGGUAACAGCAGAAGUGCACCGGAGAUCGAUGCUAUCGAGGCUUCGGUGGUCUAUCUCGACCCUCCAAUGGGCGCAGCUGUGGGAGAUGCCUCACAAUCAUUCCAAGUGGCACCGUUCGAUCUGUUCUCCCAGCCCAACGCCGAGUGGUCCGAGAUCUAUGACUAUCAGAUCACCUCUGCCAACUCAUACCAGGGAGGCGUGUACCAGCAAGCUGUUUCCGCGCUGACAACACUGAGCAACGAUUGGUAUGAUGGCAAAGGUUAUCAGAUCUACGCCUUUGAGUACGAACCAGGAGCUGAUGGCUACGUCACAUGGUAUGUUGGCGACCAGAAAACCUGGAAAGUCACUGGCAAUUCCGUCGGACCAAAUGGCAACAUUGGGCAACGAGUGAUACCUGAGGAGCCCAUGACUAUUAUUGCCAACUUCGGUAUGAGCAGCAGUUUCGCGCAAGUCAACUUCACCGGACUUGCUAGUCUCAUGCCAGCGACCAUGCGAAUCGACUAUAUCCGGAUCUACCAGGACGAAGACGGCGAGAUGACUUGCGAUCCUCAAGGGUACCCGACCACUGAUUACAUUGCGAAACAUCCGGAACCGUAUGCAAAUGUCAAUUUGACACAUUGGCACCAAGCCGACUACGACUUUCCAAAGAACUCGUUCAUGCACGGGUGCAAAGCCGAGAACUACGACGGCGGCAGCACGAAGAAGUUCAAGAAGACCAAGAGAUCGACGAACACGAAGCGAUCCUGGAUUCCCUGGAGAUAA